Pteronotus mesoamericanus is the source of this 642-nucleotide messenger RNA. RefSeq names its product histone H2B type 2-F. Gene Ontology annotation, molecular function: protein heterodimerization activity; DNA binding; structural constituent of chromatin. Lineage: Eukaryota; Metazoa; Chordata; Mammalia; Chiroptera; Mormoopidae. The record is from RefSeq and is a predicted model, not a curated record. The transcript has 2 exons. Gene Ontology annotation, cellular component: nucleosome. The coding region runs from base 40 to 420 and encodes 126 amino acids.
GGUUGGUUCUACGGGUGAGGUGUUUUUCGUUUUGUGGAAAUGCCGGAUCCAGCGAAAUCUGCUCCUGCUCCCAAGAAGGGCUCUAAGAAAGCUGUUACGAAAGUGCAGAAAAAGGACGGGAAGAAACGCAAGCGCAGUCGGAAGGAGAGUUACUCCGUCUAUGUGUACAAAGUGCUGAAGCAAGUUCAUCCGGACACCGGUAUCUCGUCUAAGGCCAUGGGCAUCAUGAACUCCUUCGUCAACGACAUCUUCGAGCGUAUUGCCGGUGAGGCCUCCCGUCUAGCGCAUUACAACAAGCGCUCGACCAUCACUUCCCGGGAGAUCCAGACGGCCGUGCGCCUCUUGCUGCCCGGCGAGCUGGCCAAGCACGCCGUGUCCGAGGGAACCAAGGCGGUCACCAAGUACACCAGCUCGAAGUAAUAGUGUUCAGGCAACGUAACUCCACAACUGCUUUACCCCAAAGGCUCUUUUCAGAGCCACUUCACUUAUUGGAGAAGUGGCUGUAAACACUUGUGAUAUUUGGCUUUAUUCUGCCCUUCAGAAGAAGUGGGCCUCCAAGUCACAGCUGGACUCUGCCUGACUGCCGCUCCACGGGGGAUCACGUCAGUGCGUCCUCCAAUUAAAUUAUCCUCUCAGAGAGCA